Molecule: messenger RNA, 525 nt
Organism: Selaginella moellendorffii
Lineage: Eukaryota; Viridiplantae; Streptophyta; Lycopodiopsida; Selaginellales; Selaginellaceae
Product: pentatricopeptide repeat-containing protein At5g39710
Exons: 1
Coding region: 1-525 (174 amino acids)
Molecular function (GO): mRNA binding; protein binding
Source: RefSeq, a predicted model, not a curated record
AUGAAAGCCUUCCGUAAGGGGUGCUCGCCAAACGCAGUCACGUACUACAUCCUCAUCGCCAUGUUUGCGAGGUUGGGGGAUGCGCCAGGCCUUGCAAAUCUCCUGGGCGACAGCAAGUGCUCGAGCUUCCGUCCCGAUGCCAUGACUUACAACACUCUCCUCUGCGGCUACUCGAAGAUGGGAAUGCCGGAGGAUUUCGACAAGACACACAGGGAAAUGGUGGAGGAGGAGGAGGAACUUAGCAAGGAGAGCUACAACGCAUUGCUCGUUGGAUACCCGUGGCUGGAUCGUCUCGACGAGCUCCAGCGCUGUGUGGGGGCGAUGCUAGCCAGGGAGAUGAGUCUGGCAUCGCCACUGGUGGCGGAAGAGAUCGCCAAGGCUUACAGAAGAAAUGGAUGGGUGGAAGGAUUGGACACGGUGAUCCAGCUUGAGGAAAAAAGUCCCGGGAUUUCUCCAACGUUCCAAAGCUUUGUAAAUGCUUGCAAUGACGAUUUAGAAAAAAAGGAGGCGCUUGUUUCAAGAUAA